AUGAGUUGGUACGAUUCGGCGGCGAAGACAGGCAAAAAUAUAGCGGUGUGGUGGGACAUGAAGGACUGUCCGGUUCCAGAGGGUAUUGAUGCUCAUCGUGUCCGUCCGAGUAUAGAAGGUGCCUUAAAGGAACAAGGCUACUCUGGUCCUGUCUCCAUCACAGCCUAUGGAGACCAAAAACAAACCCCUGACUGCCUGCUACGAGCUCUCUCUUCCACUGGAGUCGCGGUGGUACAUAUCAGAUCUGAAAGCACGUGCGCAGUCAUGUACAAGGAUAUGGUGAAAUGGCGAGAGGAUAAUCCUCCUCCGGCUACAAUGAUGAUCAUAACCAAUCAGAUGCUAGAUGUCUUCCAUUGGGAUCUGGCCCGGCUUCAACAACGCACGAGUUACGACCUUUUUCUGGCUUAUUCAGUCGAACCUCGCGCCCAAUUGUUCGUGUACACACUCGAAACGUGGCUCUGGAAAAAAUUAUUACUUGGGACGACUGCGUCCGUGACAAGCAGCAGCAGCGAUGCCAUCGUGUUUUAUUGCAAAUCGUGCUCUUUGGAAUGCCUAAGCCUGAAGAGUUUCAAAAAGCAUCUCUCCACUGAAAAGCAUGCAAAACAAGAGGUUUUACACCCUCAGCCUAAACAACUCAAUUCUGUAACGAGCAAGUGGGGGAAGAACUACGCUGCUACGCCUGAAUAUGCGACAGCUAAAAUCCAUGUCUGGUGGGACAUGUUUGAUUGUCCUAUUCCCGACGGUUAUGACGCUCAUCGAGUCCGUCCCAGUUUGGAAGGAGCUUUCAAGGAACUAGGCUACUCUGGUCCUGUCUCCAUCACUGCCUUUGGUGACUAUAAAAAAACCCCUAAACGCCACCUUCAUGCCCUCUCUUCCACUGGAAUCGAUGUUGUACAUGUCAUUCCGGAAAUCAUAUACUCUCGCAUGCGUGAUGACAUUUUUAAAUGGCGAAACGAUAAUCCUACUCCGGCUACAAUGAUGAUCAUUUCGGAUGAGGCUAAAUAUGUCUUUGGAACUUCUCUUGCCCAGGCUCAACAAGAAGUUAAUAAGUACAACCUGUUUUGGGCUUAUUCUUUUAGGCCUCGGGAAAUGUCAGUCAUGGUCACUUCUGCCGAGUGGCUCUGGGAUAGCUUACUUGCAGUUUCAGAGACAAAAAGACAUGUUCUUCGCAAGUGCAGUGGAAGUAGUGAAAGCGUGGUUGAAUCUACCGGAAUGUUUUAUUGCAGACUGUGCGUCUCGGAGCGCAGACUCUGCUUCUAUAAGCGCAAACUGUUGGAUAAAUUCAUCAAACACCUCUCGAGUAGAAAACAUCUCUCUAAAGAAGAGUUUAUUACUGAUUGUCGUCAACAUAACAAGAACCUGGGACUGUUCUGGCUAGAGAAAGAACAUUUCCCAGAGAGCAAGCGGUUGAAGAAAUCUGCCUAG
Molecule: messenger RNA, 1425 nt
Organism: Raphanus sativus (radish)
Lineage: Eukaryota; Viridiplantae; Streptophyta; Magnoliopsida; Brassicales; Brassicaceae
Exons: 7
Coding region: 1-1425 (474 amino acids)
Biological process (GO): regulation of gene expression
Cellular component (GO): peroxisome
Molecular function (GO): RNA nuclease activity
Source: RefSeq, a predicted model, not a curated record